Striga asiatica is the source of this 738-nucleotide messenger RNA. Lineage: Eukaryota; Viridiplantae; Streptophyta; Magnoliopsida; Lamiales; Orobanchaceae. The record is from the annotation of a GenBank genome assembly.
AUGGCAAUGUCUCCGCAAGACGUAGGUCCACGUGAUAUUGGAGCUAUUGAUGAUUCAGGAAGAAUGGACACUCCCAUAAAUCCCGUAAAUAUGAAUGAAGAAGCACCAUCUCUUGGAGAUGAAGAAUUUGGGAGCGAUGAAGAGGAGGUAGAAGUUGACACUAAUGAAGUGGCUUCCCCAGAUGAUCGUAUAGAGUCUUUAAACUCAUUUCGACAAAAAACGAGAGUUAGAAAGUCUAUAGCAUGGAAGGAUUUUCAAGAUGUGGUUGUCGGAUCGGAAAAAACUCUCAUGUCAGAAUGUAUUCAUUGCCAGAAAAAAUUCAUGAAAACCAAAACUAGUACAACUACUAGUUUGUUGAGGCAUAUGAAUGUAUGUCAGAAGAGAUUGGCAAAGCUGAAGAAACCAAAGCAACAAAAGAUAAAUUUUCCAGUAGGUGACUCUAGCACACAUUCAUAUCUUCAUACUGGGCAGUUUGACAUGGCUGGUAUGAGAGAAGCAGCGGCUGAAUGGAAAGUGAAAUCGGCUCAGGAGAUCUUGUUACCUAUAAUGUCGGUCUUGGAUAAUAUUUGCUUCGUAAUAAUUGCCGCCAAACUCAGCAACUUAAAGAAUGAUCUAACUAAUAUCACGUCCCGUGAACAAAUCCCCUUUCCUACAGUUGCUCCAAUUUCGUCACACUCCACAUUCAGUUUGCUGUCGGUUUCUGUAUCAGCCCUCAUACGAGGUCUCUAUUCUUCGUAG